Physcomitrium patens is the source of this 3999-nucleotide messenger RNA. RefSeq names its product protein ARABIDILLO 1. The record is from RefSeq and is a predicted model, not a curated record. Lineage: Eukaryota; Viridiplantae; Streptophyta; Bryopsida; Funariales; Funariaceae. Gene Ontology annotation, molecular function: protein binding.
UUCUUUCCUCCUCCAUGAAGAAUGGAACAGACUCUCUCUGCAGGAAAAACUCAACCCCACUCGCUCGCUCCCUCACUCACUCACUCACUCACUCACUCUGUCUGCUGUUUCUCAUUCGUGUCCCACGCUCUCUUGCUCUUGUUCUCGCUCUCGCUCUCACUCGUCGUCGCUACGCCUGCCCUUCCCCCUCCCCCUCCCGUGUCUAUCCCGCAAUCCUUAGCGCUUCCUCCCUUCUCGCCACACCCCCUCUUUUUCUUUCUCUUUCUCUCUCUACUUCCUGCUUCCGCUCUUCCGUUUCUUCUCAUCUGCUCUCUUCCCUCUUCGAUGCCAUGCUGCUUGCCCGCGUCUUUUCGGUUGGAAGUGAAGAAUGAUGCCGCAGUUUGGGGUUUGAGGCUGGUUUCGGUGGUGGCUGCUUAGUAUUCAAGGAUGAUUGUGGGUGAUGCCGCCAGGGGAUGGUUUCUUUCGAGGAAGAGGGGAGGUGUAGAUCGGUGCAGGGUUAUGCAGCAAGAAUAUAUUCGAUUUGGGCCGCGUGAUGCAAUGCUUGAGGAUAGGUAGAACACGAAGCGGGGGAUGUGACCUUUGAUUGCGUGCAGGAGCGGGUGACGUUCUGAUGGGCGAGGACGGAGGAAUUGCAGAGUGCGCGGAGUGGAAGGAAUAAUCGGCGCGGAUAUUGGGAGUUGGCAACCCUAAGAGAGGUUGAAGCGGCAAUUUGUGUGGGUGAUGACGAAGCAGUGACGGCACGAAGAUGGUGCAUGCGCGGUGCGCAUGCAAAUGACACAGAUCAUCGGAGGAGCAGCUGAUGACAUGUCCAACAAGCGGCGGCGCAAUGUCAAUGUGGCGGUGGACGAUCAGGAGCAGCAGCAGGCUGUUGUAUAUAAGAAAGCCAGGAUAACAUCGUCGCCGACAUCGUCGGCGGCGUCCACUUGUGGUGCACCGGCGGUGCCGGCUACAGAAUCAGGUGUUGAAAGUGACGCGGGUCGCGAUGCGCAUUGGACAAGUCUUCCAGAUGAAACCGUGCUUGGGUUGUUUAAUCUGCUGAACCACAGGGACAGGGCGAGCCUUGCGUCCGUGUGCAAGGGAUGGCAGGUGCUGGGGAGCUCGCCAUCGCUGUGGAAUUCGCUGGAUCUUCGGUCGCACUCGUUGAAUUCGGAGAUGGUGUCUGCGCUGGCAGGACGAUGCUCGAAUUUGGAGGCGCUGAAGUUCCGCAGAGGUGCCUCUGCGAGCUCAAUUGUGGGGUUGCAGGCGAAGGGGCUUAGGGAGCUGAGCGGCGAUUGCUGCAGCCAGCUGUCGGAUGCAACCCUGUCCAUGGUGGUCGCCCGGCAUGCGAACCUGGAGAGCUUGCUGCUGGGUUCGGAUUGCGAGAGAGUGACGAGCGAGGCAUUGAAGGUGAUUGCAGUGUGUUGUCCGAAAUUGCGACGGCUGUGCGUGUCGGGCGUCCUAAAAGUGGAGAGAGACGCCAUCCAGGCGUUGUUCCAGCAUUGCAAGGGUCUGACGGAGCUGGGGUUCCUGGACAGUCACACCAUCGACGAAGGGGCGUUCGGGGGUGCGAGCAGCCUGCGAUUUUUGUCGGUAGCGGGAUGCAGGUGUAUAGUGUGGAGCACGGCGGCGCAUUGGUGGAGCAAAUUGCCGAACCUGGCAGGGCUGGAUGUUUCGCGGACAGAUAUCACUCCGACUGCGCUGAUGCAGGUCCUGGCAGGGCCCGAGCUGAGGGUGGUUUGCGCUCUGAACUGCCCUGUUCUGGAGGAGGGCAGCAACCCCGUGACACUGCCGUCGUCGAAGAAGACGGUGGUGCUGGCUCGGUUCACGGAUGUGAUGGAAGGGUUGGAUGCUUUGCUGAGCCCGAGCAAUUGGAAGGAGGAGGCAGGCUCGUGCGCGAGGUCGAGGUGCGGCGGGCGCGCGCGCGCGGAUUCGGAAGUGGCGAAGUGGACGGAGUGGAUGUUGUCGCAUGCGGUUUUGAAGAUCGCGGAGUGCAAUGCACCGAGUCUGCUGAAGCAGGGGAUCGCGAUGAUGCUUCGACUGGUUCAAAGCGCGCAGGAGGAUGUACAGGAGAGGGCUGCGUCGGCUUUGGCGACGUUUGUAGUGGUGGACGACGAGAACGCGACUGUAGAUUCUGCGCGGGCGGAAGCUGUGAUGAACGGGGGCGGGAUCGCGCUGCUGUUGGGGCUGGCGAAGUCUUGCCGCGAGGGGGUGCAGUCGGAAGCUGCGAAGGCCAUCGCAAAUUUGUCCGUGAACACGGAGGUUGCGAAAAGGGUUGCUUUGGAAGGGGGCAUCAGUAUCCUGGCUGGUUUGGCGAGGUCCCGGAACCGGUGGGUUGCUGAGGAGGCGGCGGGGGGUUUAUGGAAUCUGUCGGUGGGAGAGGAGCACAAGGGUGCGAUAGCUGGCGCAGGCGCAAUCGAAGCACUGGUGGGAUUGGCAUUCAAGUGGCCCGCCGGAGGGGAGGGUGUCCUGCAGGAGAGAGCAGCAGGUGCGUUGGCCAACCUAGCAGCCGAUGACAAGUGCAGCAUGGAAGUCGCAGUGGCGGGGGGUGUGCGGGCUCUGGUGAGGCUGGCGCGGUUUUGUAACCACGAAGGCGUGCAAGAGCAGGCAGCACGCGCGUUGGCGAAUCUUGCGGCUCAUGGAGACAGCAACGGUAACAACGCUGCUGUAGGGCGGGAGGAAGGCGCGCUGGAAGCUCUGGUGCAGCUGACUUGCUCAAAUCAUGAAGGUGUCAGACAAGAAGCAGCGGGAGCAUUGUGGAAUCUGUCGUUCGACGACAGAAACCGAGAAGCUAUUGCAGCGGCUGGUGGCGUGGAGGCACUGGUGGCUUUGGCUCAAGGGUGUAGCAGCGGAUCUCAAGGUCUGCAAGAGAGGGCUGCGGGUGCAUUAUGGGGGCUGUCUGUGUCGGAGGCGAACAGCAUUGCUAUCGGGCGCGAAGGCGGAGUGGCUCCACUGAUCACCCUGGCGCACUCUGAUUUUGAGGACGUACAUGAAACAGCGGUGGGAGCGUUGUGGAACCUGGUUUUCAAUCCUGGCAACGCACUGCGGAUGGUGGAAGAGGAGGGAGUCCCGGCGCUGGUGCAUUUGUGCUCGUCGUCGAGAUCUAAGAUGGCGCGGUUUAUGGCAGCUCUGGCUCUGGCGUACAUGUUCGAUGGCAGGAUGGAUGAGGUUGCAGUUGGAUUGUCGAGUGUGGAGAACAACGGGAGGACAGUGAGCUUGGAGGCAGCAAGGAAACUGGCGUUGCGAAACAUCGAUGCGUUCGUGCAAACGUUUUUUGAUCCGCAGUCUUUGACAGCUGCUGCGUCAUCGUGGGCCGGUGCGACGUUGAACCAGGUCGCGGAGACCGCCACAAUCCAAGAAGCCGGGCAUCUGAGAUGCAGUGUAGCCGAGCUCGGGCGGUUUGUGGCCAUGUUGAGGAACGGACAUGCAGUUUUGCGAUCGUGUGCGGCAUUCGCUCUUCUGCAGUUCACGAUGCCUGGAGGCAGGCAUGCGCUGCACCACGCAGUUCUGCUGCAGAAGGUUGGUGCGAGUCGGGUUCUGCGGACUGUGGCUGCAGCAGCGACGGCAGCAAUGCAGGCCAAAGUGUUCGCCCGAGUGGUUCUUCGAAACCUGGAGCAUCAUCAGGCGGAGAGCAACACGGUGGUGGCACUGUCGUAAGAGGUUGGGAUGAGGUGGAAGAAGCGGGGUAGCACACGAGGGGGUCGAGUUGGUGUGAAGUAAAUUUGAAAAGUGCAUGCCAUUGGAGGAUUCUUUCUUUUUAAUCUUUCUUUUUUAAAAUGUUUUCUUUUUUCCUUUUUUUUUGGGUGAGGUAGUCCUUGGUUUGCAGGAUAGGUUUGUCACGAUUGAAAGCUAAAAGACGAAUGUAGGAGAGAAGUGGCGGUCCGCAAUGCAGGUUGAAAACCGCAUUGGUGUGAAACCGCAUUCAUGGUGUGAUGAAAGAGCACUGAGAGUUUGUUGUGCAGCUUGGUUGUAUGCCACAGUCACACGAGUAUUUGAGUAAUUCACAAGGCCACGUUAAUUGUA